Messenger RNA from Porites lobata, 15797 nucleotides. The record is from the annotation of a GenBank genome assembly. Lineage: Eukaryota; Metazoa; Cnidaria; Anthozoa; Scleractinia; Poritidae.
GUCUUUUGUGGGCGCGCCGAGCAUAGUUGUGUCAUUCCUUAAAUUCUUGCUGGCCUCCGUUUACUGUAAAGCAAGGGGCAACUUUGCUAAUUCCAGGUGAUUUUUAGAGGAACGAGGAAACCGACGUCUCUAUCGUUGUUAAGCGAUUUUCUGUGAAGCCAGGUAGGUUGCACGCGACUGUAAAAGCUUUCUGUUCAUCUCUUUGAUUCCCCUCCGUCAAAUGUUCCAUCGGUCCGUUGAAUCGUUCGAAUUUUUCUCAUUUUUCUAGAGUUGAGCUUCCGGAACGACUGAUCAAGACAACACUAAGAAGCCUACACGGCAACCAUAAACAGUUGAAGGAGAUUCCCUCCGGUUAAGAUCAUUUUUGUCAGGGCUGUUCUCACAAAACCGCCAAGAUUUCGGACCACGAGGACCUCGAAAUGGCCAACUCGGUCGACGAGGGCAGCGCGACUAAAAGCCCCGUCGACAUGGCAAAUGAUGCCGAAGGAGUUUGGUCGCCCGAUAUCGAACAAUCAUUUCAGGAGGCUCUUGCAAUUUAUCCGCCAUGUGGCCGGCGGAAAAUUAUUCUCUCUGAUGAGGGAAAAAUGUAUGGUAGGUAGCACGUUCUAACCCAUUUGGCGUAGUUUAUUUCAUGGAAGACCUUGAACUCCAAACGUACGUUGAAAGUUUAAAUAUCGCUCGACCCGGAAACCUAAAUGGUCGUUAUCAGCCAGUGUUUUGUACAAGUCAACUAGAUUAAAAAUAUUUCUUACGCGAAACAGGGCUGACUUCUUAAAAAUACAGAAAACAAUGACAAUAGUUACCUCGUUUUUCCACGAAGGCAUGGAAAGGACAGUCGCUCGUUUGUUUGUGUGAGAUAAUAUAACUGAACAACGUUGGUCUCGAGUUGUAAUAACUACAUUACUGGCAUUCAUUCUUCGUGCCAGCUGUAUUGCCAGAGUUCAUGAAAAUGUUAGCAUACUUUAAAGGUUUCUUGCGAGCGUCGGAGCAACGACUUAGAAAUUUAGCGGAUUCGGCGUGGAGAUGUCACGAAUGGCAUAGCUCAACUACGCACAAAUGAAUGCACUAGUCGUAACCAAUUGUUCGAAGUAUGUCGGCUAUGCAUCUUUACAGUUUUUCAUUGACCCUUACCGCAAAGUGGAAAAUAGCGGUUGCAAGAAUAACAUAACAAACUAGUUUUUCUGAGAUUGCGUUGUAAAAAUACCAGUCUUUAGUGGCUUAGAGUCUUGACUAAACCAUUUUUCUGCUAUGAAUGGUCAUGCAAUGAAACUCUGUUUCAUUCUCCGUACAGACUGUAUUCGUUAAGUUCUCUUGGACGUGGGUAUAUUUGGAAGUUAUUUUCCGUGACAAAGUUGGCUAUUUUAUUAUUAAGGAUCUUUCGUUUAUUUAGUUGCAAAUAGCGGUAAAAGGACAUCUUGAGGUUUAUGCGUUUGAAACUUUUGUUUCCUCGACGAACAAAGGCCUUUAUUAUAUCUGAUUAAUAUGCCACAUGGAAGUAUUUUCGCAACAAUAUUGAUCAGCAAUAUUUAAGUUGAAUAUAAUUAUAAAUUAUGAUACUGUUUGAAUCUAAUUCGCUAAAAAUACUUCAAUUAACGUCUUGUAAUAUGUUUAUGUGUGGGCUUUACUUUUACAAGCAUGGUGCAUUUUUUAAUUUUAAGAAUGUUUUCUAAACAAAUGCAAUGAUAUCCAUGUUGUUUGAUAUACUGUUUAUUACAGAGACAGUCCUCAUUUUGUUUUGCUUUCUUUCUUUCCUCAACUUGGUAUACGGUUUGGAGAACGAUAUUAUUAGAUGUUUGAAUCUUACACUCUAAGGAGAAAACUCUUAAUUUUUGAACCACAAGAUAGUGGUUUUCUUUGAAUGGCCUUACCGUAAGAUUUUGUCUUAAGGCAAGACUGCCACCAAUGAAAAGUGAGCAAUAAAUAUUAGUGCUCACUAUUGUAUCCUUUCCAAGAACUAUCCCUUCGGAAUGUUGAAUUUGCAUUGCAGAUCAAGUUACAAAUCAAAAUUUAUGAGUGUAUAGAUAACGAGAAAAAUUAAAAGUAAGGCACAAAUUGUUAUCUGAUGUUUGUAUGUUUCUGACAUCAUUAUCAAGAAUGAAAACUGUUAAGUGUCAAAGUUUUUAAAAGAGUUGAGAUUUGAAUUCCUUAGAUGGCAUUUGUGUUUGCUUGAUUAUUAUGAAGAUGUGCCAAUAGAAUAGUUUUGCUUGAAUCAAGUCUGAUAGAUGAUAACCAUUAAAAAAAAUGAAGCAAGACCUUGAGCAGUGGAUAUGUUGAUAUUGUAAUAACCUUUAUCAAUGCAUGUCUGUCAGACAAGUAGAAAACAUAGAUCACUUGUUUUGGUGCAUUCUAAAGCUGUUUUAGUACAUCACAAACAUGAAACCUUUUAAGAACCAGUCUUUGAAAACAGUGGUAUAAUGUAGUUAAAUUAUUGCUUUCUAGUCAAAUCAUUGCAAAUUGCGAACAUUUUUGCUUCUGUGUAGAAUUUAGCCAGUAUCAGUCAAGUUCCCUUACAUUCGCGCCGUGGAUAAAUCUCUACCCUUCUAUAAGCGGCAACUUCACGGAAAUGACCUCUUCCACUUCUUCCCAAAAUUCUCUUGGACAUCAAGGCAAGAGAAAAUGUCUUAAAAAAACCUAGGCCUGGCCAGCAGCGGUCCACCUUGGAUGUAAUUGCUACAUACAUGUUAACUUUUUGGGGGGGGGGGGGGGGUGCUAGGGUGGGGAGUUGUGUAACCUACACUGUAUGCUAAUUAAAUAUGGUUUUUCUUUGUAACUCAGGACGAAAUGAGUUGAUUGCCCGAUAUAUCAAACUGAGGACUGGGAAGACAAGAACAAGGAAACAGGUAUGUUUUUUCCAUUUUGGGUGCGGAGUGAAAUAUCUUUUUGAAUGAGCACUAUAAUUAAAUUUGGUAGCAUAGUAAUGAAGAGAGUAUUAUGCCAUCAGAAAGUUUUAAUGUACAGCCAUGGUCAAAAGAAAAUAAAGUGGUGUGUUAAAGAUUGUUAGCCUAACAGUUUUUCAACGUUCAAUUUGUUUUUUGCAAUAUUUGAUGUACAGUCGACUCUCGAUAACUCGAACCUUUAAGCGAAAGUGAAAACAGUUUGAGUUAUUGGGAGUUCGAAGCAAUUAACCAGAAUUAAGGAAAUGGGAUCAGGGAGGAAUGUAAGUACAUGUAUCAUGUACAUUUCAAUUCAAGGGCAAUAAGAGAUAUAUUGAUAUUUUGAUGAAGAAAUUAAGCAACAAAGCUUGAUUGAUCAUUACAGUGCUAAACAUUGUUAUUUGAAUUGGACUGACAAAAACGCAUUAAGCUUAAAUGGAAAGAAUACUUGGUUGUUUUGAGAGAUAUGUUAUGUUUUGUACUCCAGUUCACUGCAUUUUUUCGACUUGUCAUGUGUUUAAAACAUGGUUUGAGUUAUCAAGGGUAUAAUUGUAUAGAAAUGGUCUAGAGGGAAACAAAAAUUAUGUUGAGUUAGUGUGAGGUUCGAGUUAUCAAGAGUUUGAGCUACUGAGGGUAAAAUUACAGAAAGUGUACGUUGGAAAUCUACGGGAAAUCGAUUUUGGUUUGAGUUAGCGUGAGGUUCGAGUUAGCAAGGGUUCGAGUUAUCGGGAGUCAACUGUACAUGUAAUACUUGGAAGACAUAAUAGUUUACGUGAAGCUGUGAAUGACAUAAUAAAGUUUAGCGAAAAAAAAGAUGUGUAAUUAGUGAUUUUAUGCCAAUUGAAACAGUUCCUUUAAGGAGCAUCUGUCAUGGAGUCAUUGAAAGUAACCCAUUCUCCUGGAGAUUUUGCGAAAACGCGUUUUGAAGCUAGUAGUGGUUUUCUGGUCAUUAAAUAAAAAACAAAGUUUACAAGCCUUCUGAUCCAGAUGCAAAACAGUUCGAAGUUCGGGCAGGAGAAAGCAAAAGCAGUUUUUGGGUUUAAAAUGACACAGCAGUCUUGACUUUUCCUUUCGCUUUCUCUCCUCCUCCCUUUUUUUCUUUUCUUGCCUCAUUUUUUUUUUUUCUCUCGCUGGGCAUUUAGUAGGCUUCAUUUUGGUGGGAAGAGUUUUAGGAAAGCUUUUAGGAUCUUAGGAUUAGGUGAAAGGAAAGGUAGGUGGGUAAUGGAACAAGAUUUUCAUGGAGAUUUUCAGGUCCUUGUCACGUGGUUUUUCGCUUCUUUCUCCGGUGUCCUUGACUGAAUUGUGCUCAUUCUGGUAUGGUUUGAAAGAUCUCUUCACUCUGCACAAGUUAGCGGAGAAAGUUGUCCUUGACCGUUAAAACUGAUGACGUCACAAAGGGUAGAAAGGACCUGGAUCUGCACGGGCGGUUACGGGCGGUUCAGGGGCGAAUGGGUUAAGCUGUCUCCCCCUUUUUCUUUUUGAAGGGACUUUCUUUUGGUUGGGAACAUGUGUUUAUUUUGAACCAUGGUAAAUGACGUGUGUGAUCAUGCAGUAAAAUCACUUUCUUACUUCCCUUCGCUUUCGGUCAGUCUUCUAAUAAAUAUAUUCGUAUGAGCUACAUGUAAGUGCUAAAGUGGCCAGAUAGCACAAAAUGUAAAGUAUUUUGGAUUUAACAGUUAAAAACACUACACUUGUCAGUUGUCUGUGGUAAGUAUUCAUUUCUUUUGUUAUGAUCCAUGCGUUAAUUGCAUGGCAUUUUUCACGGAACUUAAGUUUGAAAAGUUGUACACUUUAAACCAAGAUCUAAUUUUUUGUUCCAAUUGAUGAUUUCAUGAAAGGAACUGCUUACAAGAGUUACUUGUCCUAGGUAAAAUCCUGGUUUUCAGAUUGUCAGUGAAACUUUUUUGAAAAGCUAGUUAAACGUGAAGUUCUGUUAUAUUGGGAUUUUGUUUCUUAUGUACUUAGGUUUCCAGUCACAUUCAAGUCUUAGCAAGGAAAAAAGCACGGGAGAUUCAAGGCAAACUUAAGGUUGGUUAAUUUGUUGAUUUGUGUUUAACACAUGUAGGUUUCAAGUCACAUACAAGUGUUGUCAAGGAGAAAAUCCAGGGAAGUUCAUGUGAAAAUUAAGGUUUGUGAAUAAUUUGCAGUUAUUAGUCGAGAUCAGUAGUUAAUUGUGAAGUUAGGCAUGAAUCCAGGCAUGCUGCUGCAGAAUAUGGUCAGAUUUUUGGAAAUAAAAGGAGUUGGAGAUGUAAAAUUGAUAUAUUCCUGGGAAUGGAUGUGACCAACCAAACUCUCUAGUUAUACUGACUUUUUGUCGUUUUGAAGGAAUAAGUAUUUUUUGCUGGUAAGAAAUUUGUUUUGUAGGCAAGCUUGUCACUUCCGUACUAUAUGUAUGACAUGGUGAGGUGAUAACAGAGUUAGAGUAGCAGUGUAGUUAAGGCAUUAAGCUUGGGUUACCACACUCUUGCAGUAUAGUCAAACUUCUCAGGCAUUUUUCAUUCUGUUUAGUGGGAUUUCAGUUACCAUGGAGUGGGAACACAAGCAAGGAUGGAUAAAAUAGUUAGUUAAUGUAAAAAUGGCUUCAGAUUCUCAUGUUGACCAGAAUUCUUAAUACACCCAUACGUUAAGAGAGGGAGAGAAACGGCCCAUAAACCCCACUGAGUUUUACCAAUUUGAAAGGAAAUCAAGGAAUAAUAUGCCAAGUUUUUGCUCGCAUGGUUCUGUUAUUCCCUUGAUUACGUACCUGGCUAACACUCUUUGAGGUACGGGUCAUCUUUAGCCCUUUAGUUUAACCCACUCGCCCCUGAGCCGUCCUGAACCGCCUGUGCGGAUCCACGUCCCUUCUACCGCUUGUGAUGUCAUCAGUUUCAAAGGUCAAAGACAACUUUGUCUGCUAACUUGUGAAGAGUGAAGAGAUCUUUCAAACCAUUCCAGAAUGAGCCCAAUUCAGUCAAGGACACCAGAGAAAAUGGCAAAAAACCAUGCAACAUUGAGAUGAAAAUUUCCGUGAAAUCUUGUUUCACUACCUCCCUACAUUUCCUUUCACCUAAUUCUAAUAUCCUAAAAGCUUUCCAAAAAACUUUUCCCACCAAAAUGAAGCCUACUAAAUGCCCAGCAAAAGAAAAAAAAAUGAGGCAAGAAAAGCGAAAAAAGGGGGGAGGAGAGAAAGCGAAAAGUAAAAGUCAAAUUGCUGUUUCACUUUUAAACCCCCAAAAUUUUUGCUUUCUGCGCAUGCCCGAACUUCACAAGCUUUUGCAUCUGGAUCAGGAGGUCGCAAAGUGUAUAACCUGUAAAUGGCUUUUUUUAAGAUCUUUAUAGCACGACAGCGACCAGACACCUGCCUGACUAGCUUCAAAGUGCAUUUUUCAGCAAAAUUUCCAGGGGCGAAUGGGUUAAUAUGUUUGUACCCUUGGCUUUAAAUAAUUUGCAUAGUACUGUUAAUGUCAUCUGACUUUUGACCUCGAGACUAGAUUUCUUAUGCAAGCGCUUUGCUUAGCUUUUAAAAUUCUCUUUCGUUUGACCCUGGUGGAACCUCACAACUGUCUGUCUAGUGGUGAAUUCUUGGUGAUUCACAUAGUAAUCUACAUUACACAUUUUGAUGUUUUCCUGGUACCUGUCAAUUUUUUUUAAGAAUUAAAAAACUCGUGAUUAUUAUGUGUGGUUUUGAACUGUAUUUUUAAAGAAAGGUCAUGAAGUAUGAGAUGAAGAUAUUGUUCUGAUGAUGUGGUGAAGGAAUCAAAGAUGCAAUAAGUCCUUGUAGUUUUCACAGAAGCCUCAAUAUUUUGUGUACUUUUAUUUUAUCACUCAGGAUCAAGCGGCUCGUGAUAAAGCUCUACAGACCAUGGCUUCAAUGUCAUCUGCCCAGAUUGUUUCAGCAUCUGUUCUUCACAACAAAGCUUUAGCUGCUGCAGGAAUUCCACCACAAUUCAAUAAUGAAAACCAGGGCUAUCAGGUAUGUGAUCUUCAAAACAAUCAUUUUUGUCCUUCGACUGUAUUUUAGAUCGGUAUUUGGUCUUCCUUGUUCAUUCUCAAAAACGCCCUGUUGCUGUAACUCCGUUUCCGUUUCCAUCAAUCCACGCCUUCCAACUCCUUCCUCCUCCACAACUUGGUACUUCCCUUAAGUACACAGAGCUUUCGGAACCCGUCUGGAACCAUACAUCAGUGCUGUCAUGCAAGAUGUUUGGCAGCCCUUGUAAGCAUUUAUACAUGGCAAUGGCAAUGAACUGUGACCAGGGCUACAACUUUCCCCCAAUUUAUGCAAGAAUUUUUCAGCCCACGUCCAAAACAUGGCUGAUGAAGGGAUCUGGAUGGGUUCCCUGUGCUCUGUGUGACUUUCAAGAAAUUGUUGGUGAUGAAGAAUACUUCUCGGUUAUUAACAUGAAUUAUUCUUGUGUUUUCAUUUUUGAGAUCUCUAAAUUUGUAUUAUUUUUUCUAUAGUUGCCUUUAUUUUAUUAUUUGUUUUACAGCAACAAUACUGGCCUGCUGGAGCUGGUCAGCCAGUACCGGGCAGCUACAACAAUGCAUCACAGCCCCCAUAUGACAGUGCAGCAGUCCAAGCCACUGUUCCGGGAAGUGUUGUGUCAACGGCCUCAGUUUCUAGUCCCACUGGGGCUGCCGUCAAUAGCCCUGAUGACAUGGUAAGUUCAUACUGAGACACAAUUUAAUAGAUCUUGUGAGAAAAUAGCUAACAAUGCCAACACUUGCCUGUGUGCAGACAUCUCCUAUUUCCUUUGUUGCACGCGGAAAAGGGACGUCUGCGUAACACUGUCGCUAAUCGUGUGCCAACGUCCCACUGGGUUCCCAAGAUCUUGGGAACAUGCUCUGAUAGGCUGACACACAGUGCGCAUUGUUUGACAUAACGCUGAUUGGUUGUUAUCGAAUCUGGUCUGAUAAUGUUUGCGGUGAUUUAUGUAAUCGGGGUUUUCCAGCCAAAACAAAUCAAAACAUGUGCCAUUGUGUGCAUACCGUUCGAAAUCUUGUGCGAGGCCGCGGAAAAUUUAAUGUGUACGAGGAAAUUGUUUCUUUACAAUUUACUGUGCAUAACAGAUCACAUCAUAUUUGUAAACAGUGUCUGAGAAAACUACAAAAGCAGCUUGGACUUCACACCAGGCAGGCAUUUCGGAGAAAGCCAGCCAAAGAAACUAAAAUCUUUAUUUAGCCGUAACAAACAGAGGUCAAAGAAAAUUCAAACACUUUACAACUGCAUCUGAAAUCAAAUCCUACCAGGAACACCCACAGAAGCAUAAACCACAGGAAAUGACUGCUCAGUAUGCAUGUAACAAACCUGCUUCAUGACCUCUAAAUGUAAGACUUAGUGCGGCAAAAACGAGAUUUACUCAGUCAAAGUUUAGAAUGCUACAUGCACUGUGUAGUGCUAGUAACCUUCGCGUGAGAGAGAAAAGAAGAAAAACCUCUGUUCAAGGAGACUCUCAAGGUCAUGUUUCGCAUUAUCACGAGCUUAUGAUGUUGUGUUUGGCCUGUCAACUCUUAUUUCUAACCGGAUAUUAUUUCACAAUUUAUGCGAAAUAGAAUACCCUGUCAGCGGGACGCUGGAACACGAUUAGCGACGGCGUUACGCAGACUCCCUUUUCCGCGUGCAACCAAGGAAAUAGGAGACGUCUGCACGCAGGCAAUGCCAACACUGGUUCCCCACACAAUGAUGUGGUAAGAAUGAGUGCAGAAAUUCCAUACUGGUGGUAUUGGUUGAAACAAAUUUUUGGUGGAUUGGUGGUAAACAAAUUUCCAUCCCGGCACGCCCAAACAGAAGUACCACCCGUAUCCGGGUAGUGACAGGUUAUCAGUAUGGGAUUUCUGCAUUUGAUAGUGUUUAAUGGAUGGUUAAUAACCCUUUUUUGCCUCUUCAGAGGAGCAGUUCCUACAGAGGCACAGUGUCUUCCACACCACCAACAUUUGCGGCUCAUGGCAGUUCAUCAUGGCCACCAAUAAAAACUCAAUAUGAACACCAGCUGGUAUGUCUGGCUUUGUUAACAUCAUUAAACUCAGCUAUACUGUAAACAUUUCCAAAUUCCAAUUUUACCAGGAAUCAGGUAGACGAAGAACCACUUAGUGGAUGUGCUACUUCUUCUACAUCAUCAUCAUUAUUAUUAUUAGUGAACUGCGAUCUAUAACGACAGCUACAUGUAUAGGCCCAUUAACCUGUAAACAAAAAAAUAUAUAUCUGAAUAAAGCCCCCCCUGAUGUAAGUUCCCAUCUCGCUUGUGUUGAUAUGAAUUUGAUUAUGACAUUUUGAAACUUGAUUAAAAACCAAUCAAUGCAGAAUGUCUUUUGAUAGGCCCUCUGUUUGUAAGCCCUCUUAAAUCCCUUAUUAGCCCAGUGCUUAUAGUAAGUGGCUGUUUAUGGUAGGUUACAUGUAUGUUACAUAUCACCUAUUCAUAUAUUAUCAGUUGCCUUGAAUUCUGUACACAUGAUGAAAAAAAAAGUUGUAAUAAGUUAACAAGAACUAUUCCUGAAAGUGGAGAAAAAAUAAUGUUGCUCUUUGGUGUGAACAGAUGUUGAAGCAUAUGGUGUGUCAAUCUGCAUUUGCCACAUUGUACCUUUAAGGAAGCGUCCAUUAGAAUAAUAUUAUUUCUAAUCUUUUUGAUCAGAAAGAGGAAUCAACAUCUCCAAAGUCCAUUUCAAUCAAAGUUAAUGGUAGAAAAAACUUUGUGGAUUUGAGUAAAUUGCUGUUGAUAAUUUUAGUUAGAUAUAUUUUGAUGUCCAUAAUUAUUUUCUUUUUUUUAUCGUAGCCAUUGCGGUUAGUUGAAUUUUCAGCUUUCCUCGAGCAGCAAAGAAUGGACCCGGAAUCUGUAAGUAGAUCUUCUUCCUAUUCUGUCAUUUUUUCUUUUACAAUAAUUUACAGUUAUUAUUACAGUUCAGUUGCAGUUCGUUAACAAGAAAUGCAAAAAGAAUGGUUAAUAAAAAUGCUCUGCAACGUCUUAAGAAUAUUGAUGGUAAUUUUAAAGAUGACUGGAUUUGGGAUGUCUUUGGUAGUAGUACGUCUUCAAAUUAAUACCUGUACAAGUUAUUUUAUGGUUUGUGUGAUGAUUUUUCGGUGGUUUUGACUUCAUAAUUAAUCAGGAAUUCCAUAAACUAUUAGAAAAGUGGUUCAAUUUAAAUGUUGAUGAUGAUGUAUAUUUUGUUUUCAGUACCACAAACAUUUAUUUGUUCACCUGGGUCCGAACACUGAUUUAGGGGACCCACAUCUUGAGGUAAGACUUGUACUAAAUCCUGUGAAAGUUCUAUCAGCUAUAAAUGGGCCAUUUCCAAGUUGUUUGGGCCUCUGCUUCAAGGCAAGGCAAAGUGUGAAGCUAUUGUUAUGAAAACGAUUUUUUAUUUUCUUGCAAAUAAAUUUCAUUUUCACAUGGCCUUGUUUAAAAAGUGAGGGUUUUUGGGACUAAGAAAUGGCCUGUUUUCACAAAACAGCAUUGGAAAUACGUAGUUGUUAAUAAUUAUCUCUUAUGGAUUGACUGAACAUGUACUAACAUCACAUUUUUUCCAAAACCAAUUUUAGGCAGUUGAUAUCCGACAAAUUUACGACAAAUUUCCAGAAAAGAAGGGAGGCCUCAAAGAACUGUAUGACAAAGGACCACAGCAAGUGUUUUUCUUGGUGAAGUUCUGGGUAAGCAAUUGCGUAUUCUGGCAUAAUCAGAAUUUUUGUAGAUUUUUAAUUUGCCUGCAGUGUGCGACAAAUGCAGACUGUAGACUUGGAGGCUGGCAUGUAUGGUCUUGUAAGUGAGGUACAUACGUAAAUGUUGUCAUGAAAUGUUGUCAAAUUGAUCCCCUCCUUAAGUUUUGAGAGCAAUUUAUAACAUUGUUUACCUCGUUUACAGCUGUACCUGCCAGUCUUCAAGUCUGCAGUCUGCAUUUGUUGCACAACGCUUUGGCUUGUGGAUAAGAGGCAUUUUACACUUAAAUUGCUAGUUAAGUUAACAAGUUUGAUUUUCUACAACAUUUCAUCCAUUUUUUGUAUCAUUUUACAAUCCUAGGCUGAUCUCAACACGAACAUUCAUGAUGGUGCGUUCUAUGGUGUUUCAAGCACGUAAGUGAUAGAAGUCAUAAUUCAUACACUAACUAGUAUAUAUAAACAUAGCCUUGUUGCAAUGCAAUACAUCCAUAUACAAGCGUAAAAGGGCACAUUCAGGGAAAGGAACUGCAGCCAAAAAAUAAUGUGUUCCUAUUGGGGAUGUGUCGGUCAGCUAUUUACCAAUUUUUUCCUGUCCUUGUAACAGUCCCAGAUGUCUUUGCAGAAAUGCAAAGCUUAAUAUUGAUCUCAUGCAAGUAAAACUCAUUUUCACAAGAAAGGUUUUUCACUUAACCUGGUUUUGAAAAUGAGAGUUUUUGGAACUCAGAAAUGGUCUAUUUGAAUGGUUUGUUAACCUACACUGCAAGCUUUUUUUUAAACUUUCUUAGCCAGAGACAUUUCUCCUCUUUCCAUUUAGAAAUGUUUGUAGAAUACAAUUUAUGUCAGCUCUACAUGAGUAGCGAGACCCUAGAUUUAAAACUGCUAAUCAGUGAAUUUUGGUAAAAGAUUUUUAACUUAUUCAUUGCUUUCCUUCCAGGUAUGAGUCUAAUGAGAAUAUGACAAUCACAUGUUCCACUAAAGUUUGUUCCUUUGGAAAGCAAGUUGUGGAAAAAGUGGAGGUGAGAUGACAUUAUUAAUGGUUGAGCGACUAGGUUUAUAUUACAUCUUGCUUGAUUUUUGUAAGCAUACCUACUGAAUGUUUCAGCCAUGAUUUGACUGAAAAGAGACCAGUAGGGCAAAGGAAAAGGAGAAAAAAAUUAGAGAGAGGAAAGGAGAAAAAUCGAUGGUUACACUCUUAUUUUUAUUUUGGCUGCUUCAGAGAAAAAACAACUGAACCUAUUUUAGCAGUAAUUAUGUUAUCAAAAUCCAACUAGAUAUAUUAGUAAUGCAUAAAACUUGCAUUGCGCACAUAUUGAACACUUAAUGACUGCAUGGUUCUGAGGGAAAUGUUCUCCGAGGCUGAGCUGAAGAAAACAUAAUUGAGAUUCAAAAAAACAAAUCAAACCAAUUAUUUCUCAAGCCAUACCAGGGUUAGUCAUCAGGUCAUGUUAUUAUGUCCCACAAAGACAAACUUUUAGGUGUAGAAUUUUCUGGAAGUAAAUGUUAGCAGGCUGUUAAGAUUUCCAAAACAUUGCUCAGUUACCUUCUCAUGUCAUACAUUUUGUAGUGUUGCCUGCUCAGAAACUACAAAAACUAGUCACUGAUUGGCUUAGCUUGAGUGUUGGUUGUAACCCUUUUCAUAAUGAUGUUGCUCUAUAUUAAAAGGACCUUUGGCCACUUGCAGUACGGAAAAGUGGAUUGUUUAGCAUUUUAGAGUUCCUGGUUGUCGUUGUUGAGACGGCCAAUCUUUUUAUGAGCUAAGAUUUUUGGCAGGAAACAAUUUUUUUUAUAUUAAUGUUAUGUGACCUUGAAGAAAUCAAUGAAAGCUCGUGUUGGGGAAACAUAUUCAGCUAUACCAGAAACCCAUGAGUUUCUGGCUAUACCGCAGUUAUAACCUUAAAAUACAGUUAUAACCUUAAAAUAUUUAUAACAACUUGCCUAAGGUCUUUAAACUAUAUAAUUAUUUUAUUUUCUCUUCUCCACAGACUGAGCUUGGCCAUUACGAAAACAAUCGUUUUGUCUACCAAAUUCACAGAUCACCAAUGUGUGAUUACAUGAUCAAUUUUGUUCACAAGCUGAAGCAGUUACCUGAGAAGUAUAUGAUGAACAGUGUACUCGAAAACUUCACCAUACUACAGGUGUGUACAUUGCUGUACAUGCUGCUUAUGGCACAUGAUCAUACUGUUAUCUUUUUAUUGUCUGGAUUUACUAAUCUGCAAACAAACUGUCCAAUUUGGAAACCAAAAUUAAAGACAAGGUACCUGUUGAUCUCCCAUCUCUUUUUGUGUGCCUCUUGUGUGUGACCUCUCACAUUAGGGAGCUUAAGCAAUGACGACGGGUACAUCAUCAGUUUUACAUGUAGGGGUUUUGUCGUUGUAGUUAUUGAGUACAGAAGUUAUUACAGAUGGCAGGCGACAAUAAGACUGUGUUAAGCAAUUUUGGCCUUUCUGCUCUGUUUACUAGCAUUAUAAACAACAUUUCAGUAGCAGCAGGUUGUUCUUUACAACUGGUAAGGCCAAACCCCGGGGGGGGCACUUGGGUAUUUUUUGGGUGGGUAUGUGCUGCCCGGGACUCCAAAUUGGCAUCCCGUUCUAAAAAAAAAUUCCCCUAAAAUUGAUACCCCGUUCUAGAAAUGGGCCAAUUUUUUAUACUCCGUUCUAGGGUGCAACAACAGUAUAACAGUUUGCUUCGGUAACGCAUUGAGCCGUAUUUUUAAAAACAAUCUGUUCUUGAAUAAUUUCAAAUGGCUGCUGACAAAACUGGAGCUUUCAUGCGUUCGAAAUAUUAUACCCCGUUCUAGAAAAUGCCUCUGAAAUGGAUACCCCUUUCUAAACCAGGAGCUUUAAAAUCACGACCCUGUUGGGUGGCACAUACCCGUAUAGGUAAUGUAUGGGAGUAGCCCCCCCACCUCCCCCGGGGGCCAAACGCAAUUGUUGGUGUAUAUUGUCAUGAUCACAUAUUGAAUGACCUGUGGCAAUUUUUGUCCCUUGUAUUAGGAUCUUCUUAGUGAAAGCAGUUUACAUGGUGCUAGGAUCUUCCUACCUCUCAGCUAUGCAGAUCCUAGCUGUACUAAGAAGAUCCUAGCACUUAGGGACAAGUACAACCCUUUGUACUAUGUAAACUGAAUACAGAAAACAUAUGGCUGCAGGAUUAAGUAUGCACCUUCUAGGAUCUUCCUGGUGCUAUAGACUUACACUUUAGCCCCUUUAGCUAAUUGUUAUUGUUUACUGUAGGUUCUGACCAACAGAGAAACCCAGGAGACAUUACUGUGUCUGGCUUUUGUGUUUGAAGUGUCUACCAGUGAACACGGAGCACAGCAUCACAUUUACCGACUAGUAAAAGACUAAUCCUCCAAUAGAACAGAUACUUGACCUGCUAUCUAUUCAAUGUUUACAGUGUCAAAUAUAAUCAUAUGCAGCUGUCACUAAUUUGGUGGAGACCACACAACAACUUCGAGUUCCCUCCCUAUGCACGCAUUUUUAGCUCAGGUUAAUAACAAAUACAGAUAAACUUAUGUGAUUAAAUCUUAAAUGGUGGCCGAUGUCACUUAGGUAGAUGCAAAUGUGCCUACAAAUUAUCUUAUAGUGCAGAUCUUGUAAAAAAGAAUCAUACACUCUACAUUUUGACCUUGUACUUGUAAAAUUUACAAAUUAGUGAGUAAGUGUUUCUCUAGUUCUCCUUUUACUAUUAAAGCUUUAGCACUUCUUUAGUCUUCGCUGUUAAAUAAUGUAUAGUGGAAUAUUGUUACAGUUUUAACUGCUGUUGGUCACAUAGACUUUAAUAUUAUUAUUCUAAAAAAAAUGAACAAAACGGGAAAGAAUUAAUGUAAAGCUGUUUCAUGGCAAGUAUUUUUUCAAAUGAAGAUUUUUACAAGUUAAACAGUGCAGCUUGACUGUGCCAAACAUAUCUUGCUUCACUUGUGGAGCUUAAGUAUAACAAUGCAUAGAGGGUACAUAUGGGUUUUAUCCCCUUCUUUUGUACUUGGCUAUGCUCUUAUAAAGCCUCAUCUCACAGAUAAUCACCAUGUACACACAUACCUCGUUGCUAAUACUGAGAGCAAGGUCAUUCUAGGUCUUGGAGAGGCCAUACGUGUAAUAAAGAAUCUAUACAUUUGUGGAAAACUGGUAUCAACUGAGGUUUAAAGCUACUUAGUUAACUGAUGAUAUGUAGAACUAGUCUUACAUAUGAAUUUUUUCUCAUGUAAAUAAGCAAGGGCCUUUAAGUGGUCUGUUUCCUAUCUAUUCUUUGUUCUACUUCCCUUAAAUGUCUCUGAUCAAAACAGUUAGUAAAAAGAGAAAUAUCUCUCAAGUUACAUAACAAAGAACAGCUAUUUUUUGACUUACAGAAAGCAAGAAAAAAAAGAAUUUUGGUGUCACCUUGAAGCAACUCUUUGUAAUGAAACGUCCCUUUGCAGCACUGUUUUUGCAAUUCUUGCCCAUAAUGCUUGUGACAAUUUACUUGCAAAAAAUGCCAUUCCUUUGAUGGUUGCCAUCCCAAUUCAGGACGCAUGCGAAGGGGGUGGGGAAAGUUCCUGUUUCCCACGAACCUGGCUUUAGUAUAUAACCAAAGAGAAAACGUUUUUAAGGUGUGAAUGCUGUUUAAUAAGAACUAAUCGCUCUGUUCCUUUCCUAAAACUACAAGGAGCUGUGUCACGAAAUUUAUUGAAAUUCAAACUGUAGGAACUGCCACUAAAUUGAGUGCAAUAUGAAAACAACCACAUGAAAUGUUAAAAAAGGUAUAAACACCAUAAAUAACACAGAGGGAAGCAAGGAUGGAAAAACUUGAAGAAGAUUGAAACGGAUUGCAAUAAUAGAGGUUUUUGAAAAAUUGUUAGCCUAACAGUUUUUCAAGGUUCAUUUUUCUUUUUUGUAGCGUUUGAUAUAAUUCUAGGGAGACAUAUUUGUAGGACGCAAAGCUGUGAUUUUGUCAUUCACAAGUAAGUGAAUAACGACAAGUAAUAACAAAAUGAACCACCCAGUCGUGGCACAGCCUCUUAAACUCCAGGACAUGAACAGUGUUGAUGUUUCUUAGUUUUCAAAAAACUUCAAAUCAAGGCUGUUCAUAAAUUGACUGUCUGUGAGUUUUAGUGUAGGUUACUUCAAGAUUAAGGCACCAUAUUUUUGUACUGUCAUUGGUGAAGUAGCAGCAGUCCCUGUUGUGAAUGAUAAAAAGCCUUUCAAAGUAAAUAAAUAAUAUAGUGGUUAAGUGGAGGUUUUUACCAAUAUUAUUAAAUGAGUAAUUUUGUUAUUGUUAACAAAGUAAUGUAUCAUACGAACUAUACGUUAUAAAUAUAUAUAUUGGAC